AUGUUGAAGGAAGCUAUUGCAAAAAAGCUUAAGAUGAACAAUGGUGCAUCAAGCAAUGCCAAGUCAGAACUUGACAAAUACCUUGCUGAAGAUUGUGAAGAUCAAGAGCUCAAGUUUGACAUUCUAGCUUGGUGGAAGAUUAAUGCAGUUCGUUUUCCCAUCUUGGCUCACUUGGCACGGGAUUUUCUUGCCAUACCCAUCACGUCUGUAGCAUCGGAGUCGGCUUUCAGCACAGGUGGACGUAUCUUGGAUGAUUUCCGUUCCUCGCUAACUCCAUUCAUGCUGGAAGCUCUUGUUUGUGGACAAGAUUGGCUCCGAAGAAGUACUCCUAUUGACAUACAUGAGAAUCUGGAGGAAUUAGCUAUAAUGGAAAAAGAGUUAAUUGAAGAGUUUGGUGGCAUCCACAUAGCCAAAGGAAAAGGGAAAGGUGGCAAGAGUAAGGCCUCUACUGAAGCUGAAAGCAAACCUGGUCCACCUUCAUAA
This is a messenger RNA of Lolium rigidum, 483 nucleotides long. Its product is annotated as zinc finger BED domain-containing protein RICESLEEPER 2-like. Gene Ontology annotation, molecular function: protein dimerization activity. Lineage: Eukaryota; Viridiplantae; Streptophyta; Magnoliopsida; Poales; Poaceae. The coding region runs from base 1 to 483 and encodes 160 amino acids. The record is from RefSeq and is a predicted model, not a curated record. The transcript has 2 exons.